Messenger RNA from Oppiella nova, 1295 nucleotides. The record is from the annotation of a GenBank genome assembly. Lineage: Eukaryota; Metazoa; Arthropoda; Arachnida; Sarcoptiformes; Oppiidae.
CUGACAUCUUAUUUAAAAGGUUUUCUGUUUGUUUACAAAAAAUGCAUUUCAUUUGAAAACAUGUUUUCAGUCAAACUUUUAUCGCAAUUAGCUUUACGUUCAGCUAAUUGUCAAUCAAUUGUCAACCAAUUAAUCGCCAAAAACAGACAAUUACUUCACCGCCAAAGAUGUGAUACAAGCAGUCGAUGUCUUCGGACAAGGAUUAUCUCAAACACGGGAUCUCCGGACGAAAGGGUACCGCAGAUGACAACUGAUCCGACGGACAGCCACUCUAUUAACAGCAAAAAUCUGUUGGAUUUGUUGGAAAUCAGAGACAAUCCGAAGACCAAUCGGCGGACAAUCGACGCGUUGAGCGAAGACAUCGACAGCGAAGUGUUGGAUGAGUUGAGUCCAGCGAUCGGCCGGUCCUUCAAUUUGGCCGCUUUUGCCGACAAAUCGGAGACAAUCCAAGCGCUCAUCAAAUUAGGCGUCGAUUUGGCGCUCAUCGAGAAGAAGUCACCAAAAAAUGCUGAAUAUCUGCUGAAACUGGACUUCGAGGUGGACAUCAAGCCGUACCUCCAGUUCCUGGUGGACACCGGGGUUGUGGCGUCCGAUUUGGGCCAUUGGGUGACCAAAAACCCGCGUAUUUUCAGCGAACAUAUGGACGACUUGAACGUUAGACUCAAUUAUUUGAGUUCAAAGAGGUUUACCAAACAAAUGAUAGCGUCGGUGGUGUCCAAAGCGCCCAAAUGGUUGAGCAAUGACACCAAAACCAUCGAUUAUAAGCUCGGAUUCCUUCAGAAGGAGUUCCACUUAACCGCCGAUGAACUGAGACGUCUGGUCACCAGUUAUCCCAGAAUUGCUUUAUUACAUGACAUGGGGUUUCGGGACAUAACGUUUGCUUUCAAAGAGGAGUUUGGCUUCACUUCGGAUGAAAUCAAAGAAAUGUUAAUCAAAUCUCCGGUUAUAUUCAGAAAGUUAACCGCAGAGGAAAAGGGGCACCGGAUGUUUGUGAAGAUAUUUGAUUUGAUACACAAUGAGAUGAAAAUACCGCACGAAUUGAUUUGCAAAUACCCGGACGUAUUCAACAGACGGUACCCACUGAUCGAGAGCCGGCAUCAGUACCUGAAAGCCAUCGGUCGCGACCAGUACGACCCCAAACAGCCCCUGUAUGUGCCGUUAAGUGCUUUCUAUUUGUUAGAAGACGAUGAGUUUUGUGACAAAUACGCCAAAACCAAUGUUCAGGACUUCAAUAGCUUUUUAAAAACACUGUAAACAUUAGUGACAAUAAACAAACGUUUAUUAUAAUUUAAACA